Molecule: messenger RNA, 1269 nt
Organism: Homarus americanus (American lobster)
Lineage: Eukaryota; Metazoa; Arthropoda; Malacostraca; Decapoda; Nephropidae
Product: mitochondrial import inner membrane translocase subunit Tim29-like
Exons: 4
Coding region: 45-647 (200 amino acids)
Biological process (GO): protein insertion into mitochondrial inner membrane
Cellular component (GO): TIM22 mitochondrial import inner membrane insertion complex
Source: RefSeq, a predicted model, not a curated record
CUAAGUUAAGAUGUGCCAUCACUGCCAGGCGCAGGACCACAACCAUGUUUACAACGGCAGUACGAGGGAUGUCUUCUAUGAUAGUUAAGAGGCCUUGGAAAAUUAGACUCCCUAAAAGAUUAAAAGGAGGUUUCAUAGAGAAAUGGGGAGAUUAUUGGGUGACAGUGGCUCAGGACUAUAAGGAAGUGGCUUAUGAUGUUGUAAAAGACUCUCGAAAACAACCAUUUAAGGCUUCCAUGGUUAUGUCGUUAAUAGCGGGAUACAUGUAUGCAGUAAAAACAAAUCCUGAUGAGAUGGAGUUUCAAGAUACUUUGCAAAGAUACAUGAACGAGUCUGCCAUGUUGAGCGAAAAGAUCAGAAAUAAAGAGGUAGACGCUCACUUUAACUACAUGAUUGAUUGUUACAAUCAUGGACUUGUCAGAAGAUUAAGCCUUGGGUUUUGUUCUAUCCUAUGGGUGGACAACUACUCCAAAGUAUGUGGCGUUUUCAAGAGUCGAUGCGAAUACCUCAAGCCCCGUUUAUUGACCUUUCAUGAGCGAAUUAUGGAUGUAGGAUUCUUGGGUAGCUGGUGGAUUAUAGAUAAAAAAAUGGAAGAAUUUGAUAUCAAUCUUGAAGAAUGGACAGAGACAGAUGCAGAGAUUAGGUAAAAGCUAAAGUCUGAUUUAGUAUAAUAGUUUCUCUGGUGAUAUUUGUGAAGUUACCAUAAUGUAGGAUGUUAGUGGUUUUGUAUGCAAAUUGAUUUUAAGCAAAAAAAAUUUUUUUAUCAAAUGUCUUGGUAUCAUGUUACUACACUUUUCAUUUAAUAGAUUAGCAUAAAUCAUCUUGUUUGUUUGCCUGCCUCAGACUAAUCAGCUUCUGAAAAUGGCACUUAUUGUUUUGAAUGAGAACAUAACUAGGGUAAACUCAGUAAUUUCAGGAACAUUGUUUUAAUUUGGUUAUAAUUAUUGUUACAGUGUUACUAUAACAACCAUUUGAACUGUCACAGUUGUUACAAUCAAUACUGGGUGAAGCUUAUUGGAAGAUCAUUUAAAAUUUACUAAUUCCUUGGUACUGUGCUCUCAUGGUUUCAGUAUAGAUGUGGAGAGAAAUUGACACUGGAUCACAGUUACUUUAUUUUAUUCCAGAAAGACAUUUUAACAUGACAAAAAUGUAAUAGGUGGUGUAAAUACUUCUUUUGAGUGUGUUGUUAUUAUUUUACAGUAUUAAGUUUAAGCAAGAGCUUCUGUAAUAUAAAUAUCUAAAUGACAAAGUGUAAAGGUGUAAAAUUUA